Mycena indigotica is the source of this 1560-nucleotide messenger RNA. RefSeq names its product Aldehyde dehydrogenase. The coding region runs from base 1 to 1560 and encodes 519 amino acids. NCBI's taxonomy places the organism in Eukaryota, Fungi, Basidiomycota, Agaricomycetes, Agaricales, Mycenaceae. The transcript has 13 exons. Gene Ontology annotation, molecular function: aldehyde dehydrogenase (NAD+) activity. The record is from RefSeq and is a predicted model, not a curated record.
AUGGAAUUGCCUUUUUGGGACAUCACGUAUGCAUACCUCUUGCUAGGAACAAACGAUUGUGGCAGGCUAGUCAUCUCAAAUCCCGCAAAUGGCGAAGAGUUAUCCGUAGUGGAACUGGCCUCGGAGGCUGACGUCAAGCAAACGAUUGCUGGGGCUCAGUCGACGUUCAAAGCUGGAACUUGGUCUCGUGCAUCUCCACUGGAACGCUCAAAAGUACUGUCUCGGCUGGCUAGGGCACUUGAAUCAAGGAUACCGGAACUAGCAGAAAUUGAGACGCUCCAAACUGGGCGAGCGAUCCGAGAAAUGAAAGCUCAACUUUCCAGGUUACCAGAGUGGAUAGACUAUUAUGCUGCACUUCUAAGGACGACACAAGCAUUUGUUGCGCCAACUCAAGGCAAACUGCUCAAUUAUGUUCAGCGUGUUCCAUUAGGUGUUGUUGCGCAGAUAACGCCCUUUAAUCAUCCCCUGUUGAUUGCGGUCAAAAAAAUUGCACCUGCGCUCGCCGCCGGAAACUCUGUUAUCGUCAAACCUUCCGAGCUGGCGCCUCUUUCCGUCCUCGAAUUUGCGCGCAUGGCAGAAUCUGUUGGAGUUCCUUCCGGUGUCUUAUCUGUUCUGCCAGGAUAUGGGGCAACUGCACAGCUCCUCGCACAAAACCCCCUUGUCCGAAAAGUAGACGUGACCGCUGGCACGAACACCGGUCGUCUUCUCGGAAGCACAGUCGGCCACAAUCUUGCAGCCUUCACAGCCGAAUUAGGUGGUAAAGCUCCCAUUGUGGUAUUUGAAGACGCCGAUCUGCAAUCUGCGGUUAAUGGUGCUGCAUUUGCUGCCUUCGUAGCCUCUGGCCAAACUUGUGUAUCCGGAACGCGUCUUCUUGUGCACCAUAGCAUAUACGACACGUUCAUGCACCUUUUUGUUGAUAAGGUUGAGGGAAUAAAAAGGCGAAUGGGCAACCCGUCGAAUCCAAAAUCCAUGAUGGGCACCGUCAUCUCCGAACGUCAACUCUCUCGCAUCCAGUCCAUGAUUGAUGAGGGCUUGGAAUCUGACUCUGACACUAUUCUCCUUGCUGGCGGACACCGUCUCACCGGCAUCUCCUCCCUAGAUGGAUUUGAAUUCUCUCGCGGGAGUUUCUACCCGCCAACUGUCAUUUCUGAUAUCUCCACAACGAGCAAGCUCUGGCAGGAAGAGAUAUUCGGGCCAGUCGUGGUCGCUCGACGCUUCUCGUCAGAGAGUGAGGGUGUGGCACUCGCGAAUGACUGCAAAUACGGUUUAGGCGCGAGCAUAUGGACGCAGGAUUUAUCGCGUGCGCAUCGCGUUGCAGCAGAAAUCGAGGCUGGUCUUUGCUGGGUCAAUGCUGCCCAUCGGAACGACCCCUCCAGUCCAUGGGGAGGCAUGAAAGAGAGUGGAAUUGGACGUGAAAAUGGGAUCGAGGCGUUCGAGUCAUGCAAGUUCUUUCGAAAUUCGCAAAGCAAGUCGACCAUUGUGAACAUUGCGCAAGCUUCAGAAGCGCGGGUAACUGAUGACUGGUUCGCGGAAGACACAGAGGAGCGCCGAUAUGGCUGA